This is a messenger RNA of Synchiropus splendidus (mandarinfish), 2807 nucleotides long. RefSeq names its product programmed cell death 6 (gene pdcd6). The transcript has 6 exons. NCBI's taxonomy places the organism in Eukaryota, Metazoa, Chordata, Actinopteri, Syngnathiformes, Callionymidae. Gene Ontology annotation, molecular function: calcium ion binding. The coding region runs from base 113 to 682 and encodes 189 amino acids. The record is from RefSeq and is a predicted model, not a curated record.
UCGGUGAGCACGGACUGGGGUGGAGGAGUCGGAUUGAAGCAAGCACAGCAGGAAGAAGAAGAAGUAGUAGCUGCCCAUUCGCGACACAUUUGAACAAACUAUUCCCUUUAAAAUGGCUUAUCACAGCCCGUACAGAGCCCCGCCGCAUAUCAACGCGCCGCCUGACCAGGGUUUUCUGUGGAAUAUCUUCCAGAGAGUGGACAAGGACCGGAGUGGAGUGAUCUCAGACUCAGAGCUUCAGCAGGCCUUAUCAAACGGGACAUGGACACCUUUUAACCCAGUGACCGUUCGCUCCAUCAUAUCCAUGUUCGACCGGGAAAACAAAGGCGGAGUGAACUUCAACGAGUUCGCCGGCGUGUGGAAGUACAUCACAGACUGGCAGAACAUCUUCAGGACCUACGACAGAGACAACUCAGGCUUCAUUGACAAGAAUGAGCUCAAACAGGCUCUGACUGGAUUCGGUGAGCAGCAAAGGUAUCGUCUGUCGGAUCAGUUCUACUGUACAUUGAUAGAAAAGUUUGACCGUCAGAGGAAAGGGCAGGUGGCUUUCGACGACUUCAUCCAGUGUUGCAUUGUGCUACAGAGGUUGACUGACGUGUUCAGGCGGUACGACACAGACCAGGAUGGCUGGAUCCAGGUUUCAUACGAACAGUAUCUAUCAAUGGUCUUCAAUAUAGUAUAAUGCACACGGAUCCACACAGAAGAGCACAACUGGACGCAACUGUGCCAAAGCUAGCGGCAACGCCAGGAGGUCUGCCAUAGUGGACACUGCAAGAUUUUUUUAAAACCCUCUUUUAAGCUCCCUUCAAGCUGUCUGACACAUUUAAAAGCUAAUAGUGUUUUCAAAGGGUGUGACAUCAUCCUGUUGACCAACUGCUUGUUUAGAAAAAAUCUUGUAGUGUUUUAUGUGUUGGGGCCUCUGAGCGAGAAAUAAUUUAAUCACAUUUGUCUUUGUCUGUUGUCGUCGAUUAACUUUUUGUUUUUGUUUUGGAAAAGUCUUAACUUUAAUUAAUGCAACUGAAAAGAGUUCUCUGUUGAGAACCCGGUGCAGUGUAAAUAUGAUUUAAAAUGCAUGCGUGUUGGGGAAACACUCCCAAUUGGAAGCAUGCUUCUCUGUUCCUCGUCUGCUCCUCGGCCCUGAUCAAAGCCAUGUUUACAAAAACUGUGAAAGCAGCUGCUGUUCUGCUUUGAGAUUCUCUGACAUGCCAGCUUCUACGCCAUAUUUCUAAACAUGUUUUACCAAGCCAACGUUUGAAGAUUUGAUUUUGGUAGCGGGUGAGCAUAUUGCCUUUCUUUUUUUUUGUGCAUGAUGCCUUAAUUAUGUUUAAAAACAGAAAAUUAAUGAAAUGUUUUAUUAAAAAAGAAAGGUACAACAUAUUUCCUUGGUCUUUUCUUUUUCUUUUUUUCAUUCCCAGUGAUGCUCUUAAGUUGGCUCCAUGUCGCCCUCUGCUGUUCGUCUAGAGUGCAAACCACUGCAAUGCACCAAUAUGUGACACUGGAUAGCCCGCUCUGCGCUCGGUCAUCCUGAGCCUCUUUCUCAUCGCGUGCGGGUUUGCCAGCACUGGCUGUGUCUUGUGGGGGUCUUUGACUUGAGAAUGUGGAUUUUGGGAAAGAGUGAAUGAAGAUGAACGCUUCGGUUAAAAGUAAAUCUGAUGUUAGUUAUUUUCAAAAUCAUCUUUAUAUGUUUUUUAACACUUUUACCGACAACUGCUUUCCAAAUAUUGUGUUCUUUCUAUAGCCAAAAAUAUUUGUUGAGCAGCACCAGGCAGAUGGUAAGCGAAACUCACUGACAAAUUUCAGGGUGACCCACUCCCACAGUGAGGAUGAAAUGAAAGUGAGGAGUUGUGUGUGCAAUGCUGAGAUUUUGGGCUAAAUGGAUUAUGUUUAUGUAUCAAAUAGAGUCCGCCAUCGAAGACGUUAAUUGGUGAGGAAAAGACCGUCUUUCUGUUUUCCAACUGGUCCAGAUGAAGCAAAAUUUGCACCGUCCUAUUUUGGUGACAUCAUCAAGAGAUGCUUGUAGGGAGCAAGAAAAGUCUGCGUGUCAUCUGCAUAGCAGUGCAAAGAUGUGUUGUGAUGCCAGAUGAUAUGGAUGAUAAAUCGAAUGUUACCUAAAUUAGGACCUUGCAGAACACCAGAGGUAAAGUUGGUUAUGAAUGAAGAGUCUAAAAGAUAUGACUGUAACCAACUAGCACUGAGCAGUUUCUUUGAUUCACACCCAGGAGUGGAGGUGGUUCAGUUGAAUUCCAUGCUGAGCCUGUGUCAAAGCUGCACUUGAGAUCUGUUAGGAUUCAAAUGGAAAGUUCACCAUUGUUUCCUGGUAAGAGAAGGCUUUUUCGAAGGUCUGUUUCUGUGCCCUGUUUGGAUCAAAAACCAGUCUGAAGUUUUACAAAUAGAGUUUGGAUAAAAGUCCAAUAUUUGACUACUAAUCCAGCUCCAAGACCUUAGCUCAGAAAGGAAGUUGAGAGAUUGGUCUGAAAUGAAGAUUAUUCUUAUGUAGAGGUUGGAUCAAGUGCAAGAAUCAUAGAUGAAAUACUGAGCAGUAUGUUGAACUAUGUUGUAAUUUUCCUCACUGAUCAAGGUGACGUGAAUUGAAUCCUCCUGUAAUUCCAUCCUUUUUGGGUGUUGAGGUAUCUCUUAACAAAGGUGCUGGGAGAGGCGUUUUAUUGGUGACCCAGCAUUGACCUUGAGGUUGUCUCUUUUUCCAAAAUGUCCUGGAGGAUGUGAAUCUGCCGAGUCUGCACGCCAGCCUUUGUUUUCCUCAAGUUCCUGCAGUUAGAGGAAUGUCCUUGCAAAUGAUAAAAAAUACA